Epinephelus fuscoguttatus (brown-marbled grouper) is the source of this 4931-nucleotide messenger RNA. It is a transcript of the gene ano7, whose product is annotated as anoctamin 7. The coding region runs from base 124 to 2805 and encodes 893 amino acids. NCBI's taxonomy places the organism in Eukaryota, Metazoa, Chordata, Actinopteri, Perciformes, Serranidae. Gene Ontology annotation, molecular function: protein dimerization activity; chloride channel activity. The transcript has 24 exons. Gene Ontology annotation, biological process: chloride transmembrane transport; calcium activated phospholipid scrambling. Gene Ontology annotation, cellular component: plasma membrane. The record is from RefSeq and is a predicted model, not a curated record.
CUGGAAACUGAACCACAGACAAACAGCUGCUCAGCUCCCAGCUGGAGUUUCACCUGAACUUCACCUGAACCGGCACCGACUGCACACACAGGAGGAAGAGGAGGACGAAGGAGGUGAGCGAGGAUGAGGAGGAGAGGGGAGCAGAGGGAGGACAAUGCCACCCUCAUAACCAUGGAAACCAAUCCGGACAAAAACUACGGCAGCAUCACCACGAAAGCAGCUGCUCAGCGUCCGGACAGGAACGUCUUCAGCGCUGGGUCGACUCGAGUUGAUUUCGUGCUGGCGUGGGAGGAGCCUCUGAGCUCACAGGAGGAGGAGAGCACAGGCGUUAACCCCGCCCACCUGAAGUGGAGGGCGUCCUUUCUGAAAAAACUGAGACGCUCAGGAUUGCUGCUGGAGCAGAAGGAGGUCCUCCGCAUGAAGGAGAAGGUCUGUUUUGUCCUCCUCAGUGCUCCAUGGAGCGUCCUCUGUUACUACGCUGAGGAGAUCAGUCUCAGGGUCCCUCUGCAGGAGGUCAACGCUCCCAUCACCAACUGGUCGGCGCAGGUUCUGUCCCAGCUGUCCCUCUCCAACCCUCUGUCUCAGGACGUCCCCAACCACCCCCCCGACUACUACACCUGUCAGUUCAGGACCAACAAGCUGCAGAGGUUUCUGGGGCACGACAACAGAGAGACGUUCUUCAAGACGACUCAGAGACACCAGGUGCUGUAUGAGAUCCUGGCCAGGACUCCGUACGGUUCAGUGAAACGGGGGGAGGUGGGAAUCGACCGACUGCUGGCUGAGCAGGUCUUCACUGCUGCCUACCCGCUGCAUGAGGGUGGUUUCGAGCUGCCGAGCGACUCAGUGCCUCCGGAGUCUUUGGGUCUGAGACAGAUCUUGUACUCGUACUGGGCCAAGUGGUCCUCCUGGAGACGCUACCAACCUCUGGAUCACAUCAGGGAAUACUUCGGAGAAAAGAUAGCGCUAUAUUUUGCCUGGCUCGGUUUCUACACCGGCUGGCUGCUGCCGGCGUCGCUUGUCGGGACGGUGAUCUUCGUGUUUGGGUUCUGGCUCAUGGCCACUGACGUUCCAGCGAAGGAGUUGUGUGAGAGUGGAGGCAGCUUCAUCAUGUGUCCUCUCUGUAACAUCUGCUCCCUAUGGAACUACUCCAGCAUCUGUGUCACCUUCAAGGCAGGUAUCAUGUUUGAUAAUGGAGGGACAGUGUUCCUUAGUGUCUUCAUGUCUCUGUGGGCCGUCACCUUCCUGGAGUACUGGAAGAGAACCUGUUCAGCUCUGGCACACCGCUGGGACUGUUCCGAAUUCCAGGACAUUGAGGAGCGUCCUCGUCCAGAGUUCACGGCCUUGGCGCCAAUGACCACGCGGAACCCGGUGACCGGAGCAGAGGAACCAUACUUUCCUGAGAGUAAACGCAUCAACAGAACUCUGACUGGCUGCAUGGUCAUCAUCGUCAUGGUUGUGGUCGUGCUGAUGUUCCUCAUCGCCAUCAUUCUGUACCGCACCAUCCUCAGAAUCAUCAUCUACAAGUCCAACAGCUUCUUAACCUUCUCUGCCGGGAGGAUAGCCAGUAUCACAGGAUCUGUGUUGAACCUGGUGGUCAUUCUCAUGUUGUCCAAAUUUUACACGUCGCUGGCCCACAUACUCACACACUGGGAGAUGCAUCGGACUCAGAGUAAAUAUGAAGACAUGUUCAUCCUCAAAGUUUUCAUCUUCCAGUUCGUCAACUUCUACUCGUCUCCGGUUUACAUCGCCUUCUUCAAAGGCAGGUUCAUCGGUUACCCUGGAAACUACCAGACUCUGUUUGGAGUUCGUAACGAAGACUGUGGAGCAGGUGGAUGUCUGAUUGAACUGGCUCAGGAGCUGCUCAUCAUCAUGGUGGGAAAACAGCUGAUCAACAACGCCCAGGAGUUCAUCUGCCCGAAGCUGAAGUCAUGGUGGCAGAACAGGAAGACGGGUAGUCGGCUGAAGGAGGUGAAGAAGGAGGAAGGAGUGGAGGCUCAGAGGGAGGUGAAGGGGGAGGAAGAGGAGGAGGUGUCUCCCUGGGAGGCAGAUUACCAGCUGCUGGUGUGUGAGGGACUCUUCAGCGAAUACCUGGAGAUGGUGAUUCAGUUUGGUUUCAUCACCAUCUUCGUGGCGGCGUGUCCCCUCGCUCCGCUCUUCGCCCUCUUUAAUAACUGGGUGGAGAUUCGUUUGGACGCUCAGAAGUUUGUUACUGAAUAUCGCCGCCCAGUGGGGGAGCGCGCUCAGGACAUCGGCAUCUGGUUUCCCAUCAUGCAGUUCAUCACACACGUGGCCGUCCUCUGCAACGCGUUUCUCAUCGCGUUCACCUCGUCCUUCGUCCCCCGUCUGUACUACCGCUACACCAGAGACAGCACGCUGAGCGGCUUCAUCAACUUCACUCUGGCAACAUCACCACGCAACUACAGCCGUGAACACACACCCUGCAGGUACCGGGGUUUCAGAGAUGAAAACGGCGAAUACCUCCCGGAGUACUUCCACCUGCUGGCCAUUCGCCUGACGUUCGUCAUCGUGUUCGAGCAUGUGGUGUUCCUCAUCGGGCGUCUGAUCGACCUGAUGGUGCCUGACAUCCCCGAGGAGGUGGAGAUGAAGAUGAAGAGGGAGCACUACAUGGCUAAAGAGGCGCUGGCUGAGAACCAGUCUUUGGGGAAAUCCAUGAUUCCUAGUGAAAGGGAUUCCUCAUGCAGCGACCUGCGACAGCGUCCGUCUUUACGACCACCGCAGAGCGACUCCCCUCCGCCAAACCUGAAGGAGAUCCCAGAGGAACCUGACCCAUCAGAAAGGUGCUGAAAUAAAUUGCACAAGUAAACUCUGUGCUGGAUGUUCUACCUCUGCCUCGACGUCCUGAUCUACUAGACUGAACUUCUUAUGAUCGACCUCUCGGACAACUCUAUAAGACCACUGUGAGACCUCUUCAAGGUCUACAAGAACUGGGUUGAGUCUUACAAGUCCUACGAGAACAUCGCAAGAUCUAAAAGACCAUUUUAAAAGACACUUCAAGACUGCUGCUGGAUAUGUAGAGGUUCAACCAGACCAGAUCUGGAAGACUCCUGCUUGACCUUUAGAACAUCUACUAAGGUUGAGUUGAACCUCUACACAUCCUUAAAAAGCUCUUCAAGAGGUCUACAAGACCUUCAGCACCCCCUCCACAAAGAUCUGCACGAGUGUCCUUAAAGUAAAUGAGAGUUUUUCAAAGCCCCAAGAUUUCUGCAAUGUUUCCACGUGAGCUUUUCAAGAAGCCAACAUGGCCUUGGUCCUGUGUUCUUUACUUACGAGACCUGUUUGUGACUUGGAGGAAGCCCACGAGAACAAGAACUUUAAAGAGCCCUAAAACCUUUCAGAAGGGUGCUAUGAGACCCUUGGUGCACUUAGUGUUUGUGCGCUUUUACAGGCUGCAACCUUUAUGCCCUUGCACUGUCAGUAGCUGUGGCUGGAGGCAUUUUAUGUUCAGGUUGUCUGACCAUCCCAUUCUCAUGAAUGUAAAAUCUCAUUGGAAUUUCUUCAAAUUUGGCUCAAACGUCCACUUGGACUCAAAACUUCUUAGAAUUUAGUGAUCAAAGGUCAAAAGUCAAAGUCACUGUGACCUCUUUUGUCUCAUUCUUGACAACACGAUAUCUCAAGAAGGCCUUGACUGAAUUUCCUUAAAUUUGGCACAAACAUCCACUUGGACUCAAAAACUGAUUAGAUUGAGUGGUUGAACAUCACUGUGGCCUCACAAAACAUUUUUGGCCAUAACUCCAGAAUUCAUACGUUGUCCUCCUGAGGGAUCAGGGUAAUACCUGACACGGUGGACGUUCCCUCAUUGUUACAUAUAUUUAUAAAUUAUAUUUCACCGUAUUUCAAAAGUUAAUUCAGUGAUUGAAUCAUAUAUAUAUAUAUAUAUAUAUAUAUAUAUUUUUUUUUAAAAAAGAACAGCUGUUGAUGUUGGUGAAAUAGAAAAUCCUUCACGUGCGCUGUCACUGCAGGAACCUUUCACCUGAAAAUGAAGACUUCAUUUCAGCUUUCCCAGAUCUUCUCGUCUAUGUGUCUCCUUUUCUCAGAGAAUAAUUCAGCGUCAUUAAUACAAAAUAAAUUGUUUCAUGAUGGCCUUCAGCCUGAUACCCAGCCUUCCUUGAUCUGGUUUUAUUAUCUCAUUAAUCAUUUUUUGUCCAGUAGCAAUGACUGAUACGAUGUGUGUCAUUUGUUUUUGUGCCACCACAAUAUGCCGUUUGGAUUGUGUAAUUUUUGCCAAAUUAAAAUCAUUUUUAUUCUUGUAAAGUUAAAUCUGUUUUUAGAUACUGUAUGUUUAGAUUCAGAGUCUUUUCUGUUUUCUUAGAGGAACAAACUUUUAAUCAGGUUUGUUGAAUAUUAUAUAUAUAUAAUUAUAUAUAUAACAGCCUUCGUGCAUUUAUUAACACGAAUCAUUAUUUUUUGUGUGUUUGUGGUUCUUGAGUUGUUUAAAUCGACAGUUUUAUGGAGCCAGAUCAGAGUCAAAGGUUUGAUCAUUUAAAAAAACAUGAACGUAACUGAGAAACUGAAAGUUAAGUUUUGAUCUUGAAUUGUGAAAUACACAAUGGUGUAUCUCAAACAAAAAUAAAAAAUGAAUACAUUAGUGAAGGAAACAUGUUUUUUCAGGUGAAAUAGAAUUUUGAUUCAGUUGUGAAAUUCUUUUAAAUAAAUUAUUUACACAUUUUUUUCUGUUAUAUCUAUUUUAAUAUUUGAGCUCUCUUUUUUUUUUCCAGUUGCAGAUUUAAUGUUUUCAGAUUCAUAUAAUCUCCUGAAGGCAACAAGUUCCCUCAACCCUCUGUGCAGAUUAAUCAAUAAUGAAAAGAAUCAUCUCUGUUCAGAAUAUUAUUCAGUCAGUGCUGCAGCAAGUAUUUAGAUCCUUCACUGCAGUAAAAGUACUAAUACCACACUGUGAAAAUACUCCAGUGAAA